Syzygium oleosum is the source of this 2019-nucleotide messenger RNA. RefSeq names its product pectin acetylesterase 8-like. Gene Ontology annotation, cellular component: plant-type cell wall. Bases 327 to 1667 code for a protein of 446 amino acids. The record is from RefSeq and is a predicted model, not a curated record. The transcript is spliced from 15 exons. Gene Ontology annotation, biological process: cell wall organization. NCBI's taxonomy places the organism in Eukaryota, Viridiplantae, Streptophyta, Magnoliopsida, Myrtales, Myrtaceae. Gene Ontology annotation, molecular function: pectin acetylesterase activity.
CUUUUUGUUCCCGGGUGCGAAUGAGUGUCGUCGGUUCUUGAAGUCUCGGCUUGGCUUUGCUUUGCUUUCGCACACUGUACUGCUUCUUAAGAAGUGGAAAGUGAGCUGACCUGUUUCGCCUAACAUAUAAAACCCAGUGCCAUGAAAAGGGAAGGCACUGUGGUUCUUGAGCUCCAACUCUAGUUGUCUUGUCUCCCUCCACCGUUUCGCCAAUUGGUAGUGAUAAAUACAUUUAGUAAAGAAGAAGAGGACUUGUUGGGAGAUUUGAGCUCAUUUCUGUAGUUGGGUGUCAGCUACAUCCUUCGACUUCCUUAUCAAUCGGCAAUAUGGCUGAUGCAAGAUUGAGGACGUGGUUGUGUGUUAUACUGAGCAUACAGAUCUUGCUCAAGACUGAAGCCGUUAACGUUGGGAUUACAUAUGUCCAUAACGCUGUAGCCAAAGGAGCUGUGUGUUUGGAUGGUAGCCCUCCAGCUUACCACUUCGAUAAGGGAUUUGGUGCCGGCGCUAACAAUUGGUUUAUUCACUUUGAGGGAGGAGGAUGGUGCAACAACGUCACCACUUGCCUUGUUCGAAGGCAUACGCGGUUAGGUUCAUCGAAACACAUGGCCAACGAAGUUGCUUUCUCCGGUAUACUCAGCAAUAAACAAAAUUUCAAUCCAGACUUCUACAACUGGAACAGAAUCAAGGUCAGAUAUUGUGAUGGAGCUUCAUUUACCGGGGAUGUGGAAGCAGUCGACCCAGCCACUAACCUUCACUUCAGAGGAGCGAGGGCUUUUGUAGCAAUUAUUGAGGAUUUACUGUCGAAUGGGUUGAGUACUGCGCAAAAUGCUGUUCUUUCUGGAUGCUCAGCUGGUGGAUUGACUUCGAUACUGCAUUGUGAUAGAUUUCGAGCUCUCGUGCCUGCAAGUGCCAAAGUGAAAUGUCUUGCAGAUGCAGGCUAUUUUAUCAAUGCGAAGGAUGUUUCUGGAGCUCAACAUAUCGAAACUUUCUACAGUGAAGUGGUUGCAACACAUGGAUCAGCCAAGAAUCUACCAACUUCCUGCACAUCCAAAAUGAGACCAGGAUUGUGCUUCUUCCCUCAAAAUGUGGUUCAGCAAAUUCAGACCCCGUUAUUCCUUAUAAAUGCCGCCUAUGAUUCGUGGCAGAUUAAGAAUAUUUUGGCGCCCGGAGUGGCCGAUCCUCAUGGAACCUGGCACAGCUGCAAGCUUGAUAUUAAUAACUGCUCACCAGAUCAACUCAAAGUCAUGCAGGAUUUCAGGCUGCAGUUCAUAAAUGCACUGAGUGGAUUCGGAACCUCUCCAUCAAGAGGAAUGUUCAUUGAUGCUUGCUAUGCUCAUUGCCAAUCUGAGAUGCAAGAGACGUGGCUGAGGGACGACUCUCCUGUACUGGCAAAGACAUCGAUCGCAAAGGCAGUUGGAGACUGGUAUUACGACCGGAGUCCGUUCCAAAAGAUCGAUUGCGCUUAUCCCUGCAACCCCACUUGCCACAACCGUAUUUUUGAUCCCAAUGGACACACUGACGACAUUGCUCCUCAAUCAGAUGAACCGAGUCCCAGCAACCCGAGUCCAGCAUCUACAGGGAUGAAAAGCCCAAAAAUGCGACUUCUGAGUUGGUUGGUUUCUUUCUUAAUUUUCAGCAUCUACUCCGGAAUGAAUAACCUGCUCUAAAAUUACAGCAGUCUGAAAAUGGGAAGUUGUUCCUGGGGUCAUGCAAGGGGUCACAGCAAGCACACUGAUCUACAAUUCAAGUGCAUAAGGAGCGAAAGGAAUUUACUAAGAGUGACUUCCAAAGGUCAGCAGAGCCCAAUCAAGAGCAAGAUCACACACCUUACGAAAUGUGAAAGACACCCUUCUUGAACUUCUUUUGAUAACCUUGUCCAUUACUAUGUCAAUCUGCAAAACCACAUCAUCAAUAUCCAUUAGUACAAGCAUGUUCUCAUGCAUUACUGAGACAUACAGCUACUAUAUUUACAUUGUCUAGAAAUGCCAUGCCAUAUAUAGAAAUUGCAGAUACUCUAAA